AAGAAACACGCCGAGAAAUACCAGAGUAGCAAAACUGCCCGUUUUGUUGGAAACAACUGCGCUCUGCUCUUGGCGCUGUUUUCCUUUCUUUCUCUCUCUAAAUUCUUUACCACUUUUGCACAUCACCUGGCCCCGCUCUAUAAAAGCCCCUUCAUACAAUGCACUCGAAAAUAUAUCGUACCAACACCGCUUUAAGUUCACUACUAUAUACUAAAUUAUCGAACACAUAAGAGGCAAAAUAAUCGACCAUGAGAUUAAGCUGCAACGGUUGCCGAGUGCUGCGAAAGGGAUGCAGCGGGGAAUGCCCGAUCAGGCCAUGCCUUCAGUGGAUAAAGUCGCCGCAGUCGCAGGCCAACGCCACCCUCUUCCUGGCCAAAUUCUACGGCCGAGCCGGCCUCAUCAACCUCAUCCAUGCGGCCGCACCGCAUCUACGACCAGCGGCGUUUAAGUCGCUGCUCCACGAAGCGUGCGGGAGGAUCGUGGAGCCCAUUCUUGGGUGCACGGGGUUGCUGUCGUCGGGGCGGUGGGACCUUUGCGAGGCGGCCGUGGAGGCCGUUUUGAGUGGGGCCCCAGUCGGGAAGGUGUCGUUGUGGUGCGAGUCUGCGGGUUCUUCGAUGCUGAAGGCGUGCGAUAUAAGACACGUGGCGAAUAAGGGAAUGAAGAGUGGGUUGCACAAGGUGAAGGAGAGCAGUAAGGGUUUCAAACGGAACGGAGGAGGAAAAGGGAAGAGAGGGAAGGAGAUUGCUGACGUCAGCGACGACGACUGGGCUUCCGGACUGAGUGACCAUAGAAGUUUAGUUAACGGUAACGGUGAUAGCUGCUCCGUGGAAACCGAGACGGACACGGUGGAGGCUGCAGAAGCGUGUGACGGAGGCUUGGACCUCAACUUGACUUUGGGGUGUUUCUCGUCUUAAUUGACCUAAUCCUUACACAAUCAGAGAGAUAAUCAUAAAAUCGGCUAUCCAUUUUUCUUCUUUAUUAGCUUGUAAAUUACUAGAUCGUUUUUGUCUCCAUAUAUACUAUAUCUAAAUCAUUUUACUUAAUCUUAAUGAUACUGAUGACAAAUAAUAUAAUAUUUCUCUUUACAAAUUAA
Arachis duranensis is the source of this 1093-nucleotide messenger RNA. RefSeq names its product LOB domain-containing protein 40. The transcript has a single exon. The coding region runs from base 249 to 914 and encodes 221 amino acids. NCBI's taxonomy places the organism in Eukaryota, Viridiplantae, Streptophyta, Magnoliopsida, Fabales, Fabaceae. The record is from RefSeq and is a predicted model, not a curated record. Gene Ontology annotation, biological process: regulation of gene expression.